Molecule: messenger RNA, 1101 nt
Organism: Parastagonospora nodorum SN15
Lineage: Eukaryota; Fungi; Ascomycota; Dothideomycetes; Pleosporales; Phaeosphaeriaceae
Exons: 3
Coding region: 1-951 (316 amino acids)
Cellular component (GO): mitochondrion
Source: RefSeq, a predicted model, not a curated record
AUGCGCACGAUAGCACGCAGUAUACAGCCUCUAUGCGCGCCAUUUCUACAUCCAAAGCAUACCACGAGGACACAGUUUGCAAACUCAGUACAGAGGCCUACAUGCACGCGAUCUUUCCACGCGUCUGCGAACUUGCGUGUUGUCGAUCUCGCAUACAGUCUCCACGAUGAAAAAGGCACCGCGAAAGGAGACCCAAUCGUGAUCAUCCAUGGGCUUUUUGGCAGCAAAAAGAAUAACAGAAGCGUCAGCAAUGCUCUAGCCCGAGCUCUCGACCGUCCUGUCUAUGCCAUCGACACACGCAACCACGGCGACUCCCCGCACGACAAAGUCCACAACUACACCGCCAUCGCCGACGACGUCGAAGCCUUUUUGCAAAAGCACAAUCUCAAAGAUGCAACCCUCAUCGGCCACUCUAUGGGCGCAAAGACGGUCAUGACUAUGGCCCUCCGCAACCCAGAUUGCUGCGCAAACAUCAUCCCCGUCGACAACGCGCCCGUCGACGCCGCUCUGUCCAGCGACUUCCCCAAGUACGCCGAAGGCAUGCAGCGCGUCGAAGCCGCCAAACCCAAAACCCAAAAAGAAGCGGAUGCCAUCUUACAACCCUAUGCCAAGGACCUACCCGUCCGCCAAUUCUUACUCACAAAUUUGAUCCGCCCCGCGCCAUCUGAGCCGCUCAAAUUCCGCAUUCCAGUCAAGAUUCUGACGGAUGCGCUGAACAGCAUGGCAGAUUUCCCAUUUACGGAUCCGGAUGCGAAUAGGUUUGGGAAGAGGGCGCUGUUUAUUCGGGGGACGAGGAGUCAUUAUGUCAGUGAUGAGACAUUGCCGAUUGUUGGGAGGUUCUUCCCUAGGUUUGAGCUUGUGGAUAUUGAGGCGGGGCAUUGGGUGAUUAGUGAGAAGCCUGAGGAAUUUAUCAAAGAAGUUGUGGAGUUCUUGCAGGAGAAGGACGAAUAGAGCGCGUGACUGCAAAGUCUCAUAAACCCAGGCCUGGAAAAGAAGUUGCAUCCAAAUCUUCGAGAGUAUCAGCUGGCCUUGUGCAUAAUCUCUGGCCUUACAAAUGUGGGCUCACAUUAGUCUGCGUCAACUAUGCGUAUCAGCUCCUAG